This is a messenger RNA of Cynoglossus semilaevis (tongue sole), 11568 nucleotides long. RefSeq names its product arginyltransferase 1 (gene ate1). NCBI's taxonomy places the organism in Eukaryota, Metazoa, Chordata, Actinopteri, Pleuronectiformes, Cynoglossidae. The record is from RefSeq and is a predicted model, not a curated record. Gene Ontology annotation, cellular component: cytoplasm. Gene Ontology annotation, biological process: protein arginylation. Gene Ontology annotation, molecular function: arginyl-tRNA--protein transferase activity. Bases 91 to 1608 code for a protein of 505 amino acids. The transcript is spliced from 13 exons.
UGUGACGUUGUGCUGUGGGCGGAGUUGCUGCUCAGCACAGCCCACAGACAUCGAGGCGAAUCUCAGCUGUCACCUUUGACAGUAUCAAAGAUGGCAGGAAAUAAGACUUACACGAUCGUGGCAUAUUUCGGAGGAGAUGACGGCUACCGCUGCGGUUAUUGUAAAAAUGAAACUGGGAACCAUUCAAAUGGGAUGUGGUCUCACUCCAUGACGGUACAAGACUAUCAAGACCUCAUAGACAGAGGAUGGAGGAGAAGUGGGAAGUACGUGUACAAGCCCACCCUGAACAAGACGUGUUGUCCACAGUAUACCAUCAGGUGUCAUGCACUGAAAUUCCAGCCUUCCAAAUCCCACAAGAAAGUGUUGAAGAAAAUGAACAAAUUCAUUUCCAAAGGGGAGUUACCCACAGGAGAGAACGAUGAGCCUAUGGACUCGGUGUGUGAUAAUGCAGGUCCAAGAGAACCGAGUAAAGCCAGUCAGGCAGAAAUGAAGUGUGCCACUGUCACAGACAUUGAGCAGGAAGUAGUGGAGUGUUCGUCCGUCACAGAUGUUCAGAAGGAGGAAACAGAUGCUACUGCUGCAGGGACUUCAGGGGAAGCUGAAGUGUCAGUCUCGGGUGGAAGAACGACAACCUCAGCUCCUAAACCAGGGAUGGGGGCCGAUCCUAGUCGACCACUGUGCCGCAAAGCCAAAGACUUGAGGAAGGAGCGACGUUUUCAGAAAGAGCAGAUGAGACAACAGACCAAUGAAGUUUCUUUCACUGUGUCUGCUGCCUCCUCUGCUCCCUGUCAGAACAGCCAACCAAAAACCUUGGAAGACUUCAUCAGUGAGUCACUGCCUGACAACACUUCUCAUUCCCUUGAGGUGAGGCUAGUGCGCUCCAGUCCCCCUAGCCCGCAGUUCAAAGCCUCUUUUGACGCCUCCUACCAGGUGUACAAACUCUACCAGAUGGCCAUUCACAAGGACCCUCCUGACAAAUCCACUGAGAACCAGUUCCGGAGAUUUCUCUGUGAUUCACCACUACAGGCAGAAUGUUCUCCAGACGGCCCUGAAAUGGGCUACGGCUCCUUCCAUCAGCAGUACUGGCUGGACAACCGCAUUGUGGCAGUGGGGGUUAUUGACAUCCUGCCUACCUGUGUGUCCUCUGUCUACCUGUACUACCACCCAGACUUUGCCUCACUGUCUCUAGGCUCCUAUUCAGCGCUCAGGGAGAUUUCUUUUACCCGGCAGCUGCAGAAACAGUCUCCUAAACUCUCCUACUACUACCUGGGCUUUUACAUUCACUCCUGUCCAAAGAUGCGCUAUAAGGGACAGUACCGACCUUCCGACCUCCUCUGCCCUGAGACCUACGUCUGGACACCGAUAGAGAGAUGCGUCCCGAUGCUGGAGAACUCGCGCUAUGUUCGAUUCAACCAGGAUCCUAAUGCAGGAGACGGUCAAGCGCUGAAGAACCUGGGCAAAUUGAUGGUGCUGUACAAAAGUGUCGUUAUGCCGUACGCCGUAUACGCACGCAAGCGCAAGGGGCCCAGUGAUGAGACUGAUGUGCGACAGUACGCCAGCUUGGUCGGCCAGGAGUGCGCUGAAAGGAUGCUGCUUUACCGCUCGUAAAAACAAACAGCUUUACACCACAUUAUCUCUCAUGUUUAGGAAGUGAGCUCAACCUAAGGCCAGUGUAACAUGUCUCGUCCGUUUGGCGUGUUAUUGUCCUCUGCCUUUGAAGAGUCAACAACAGCACAGUUCCCUGUAGAAAACGGCUGAAUUGAGCUCAGAUUGUUCCAGUGUCAUCAACAAACAACUGGGAUCUUAAAGGUCAAUGUCUAAAUGUUUUGUAACGACAUUUUAAAUAUACAAGCUGAAAUGAUGUUGACAGAAGCUUAGAAUCUUAAUCCUAUCUCUCUGUUAAAAAAACCUGGCUGUUGAUUUGAGUGGUGUAUGCAGGCUUUUGAUGAGGUGGUUUUAGAGAGGUGGUUCCCAAAGUGGGGGUUGGGCCCACAUCGUGGCAUGGUGCAAAAUGAUUGGGAAUUUUAAAUUCACUGUCUUGUAUUUUAUUUUUUGUUCAGUUGAGCGACGGUGGAGCUCCAGGAAGGGUUUGAGAACCACUACCCUGCUACGGCACGGUUGGAAGAGCUGCAGAACACUUGGCCACACAUGCGCACAAGCACGGUUAAGUACGUUUCCGUACAUACAGCAUGAUGAACCGCAGCCUAAUGCAGUCAAUAAGUCCAGACAUUGGUGAGGGCUGACUAUAAAGACCAACACAAACAACAGGACAGUCAUUCAGCCAUGAUGUUGGAUAUUCUCUUGGUGUCGCUGCUUUUACCACUGGGCUUCAGCUUGCUUGCCUUAGGGUUUAUUUGAGUGCGGGCCAGCAGGUGGUAGCAUCCAUGCUUCAGCUAACAGAUCAACUGGCCUUAGUGUGAAUGCACCCUUAAACACAGUUAGAGAUCAGCCAUACAUCUACAGAAAUUAGCUUAGCGUAGAUUGACAGGCUGCUUGUCCCAGAAAGAAAAUCUAAAGCUGGCUGUAGGCCACGAUUGAUUCACUGCCGCUCUACUACAUUAGACAUGCAUCCCUGUGCACACACUCAAACUCACACACACCUGGCACUGUCAUGACCAGUUAUUCUUGGUGCACCAACAUCUGCCAGUCCUGUGUUUGACACUUUUCUGGCAAAAAGAGAACUCCCUUUUUACCAUUUUGGCAGUUGAAUACAAGCCCGUUAUAUUUGAAACAGUCAGCUUCAGACGUUGUGCGUCUCAUUCAUAAAUCUUACAUAAAAAUAUGAUCUCUGCACUGACCAUGCACUGCUGCCGUAGCGUGUUCAGCCAAAGGUCAGCAUUUGAAGAAUAAAGGAGAGUGUGCAGAAACAGAGUCUACUGUAUGUUCAUGUUAGACCAGAGUCACAGAGGUGAUUUCACCAAGAGCUCUGUUUUAGAUUGAAACACUGCCAACUGGAAGGGAUUCUGUCACAGUGGGGAAAAAAAAUAAAGAGAAUUCCUGAAAGCUGAGAAAGAGGAGUAUGACCCUGUAUUAGGCGGAUCGCCGAGUAGGCCUAUCUGGCACUGGCCCAGGGCCCCGAGCCAGAGGCUGUGUGUAAAGUGAUUGUUAACACAAUGUCAUAAAGUCAAAAGGAGCAAAUAGACAAAACAACCACAGGGACAUAUGCUAAAAACAGACAUCAAAUGACAGCAGAACAUAAAACAGCCAUCAGUGACUCGUAAAAAGUGAACAUAAAGAUGUUCGUUCGUAGGAGGAAGUUAGAAUUAAAGUGUAACACACAAUUGAUAACUAUAUUUAACCCUCCUAUUAUCCUUGGGGUCACAUUCUAUGUUUAACAUCUCACAAUUCACAAAGUACACAUUGUUUUGUGCUUAAUCUUUGGUGACUUUUCCUAAUUAAGUGAGGGGAACUGGGUAAACUUAGAUUUAACAUCAUAAUAUUUUUCUGAUUUCCUGAUUUGAUGUUGUAUACAUGCAUCAGUUUGACCCCAAACCGAUUUAGCUCUAUAAAACUUUUAAGAACAUGUUCCAUUGUUGUAUAAUCAUUUUCACAUUUGCUUUAUUUUUUUUAUAGAUCACAUUAAGGUCAUCAUAACACACACUUUGAUAUACUUUAGAGGGAUUUCCUAUGUUUAGGGCCCUAACCUAACACUGAUAAUUCUGAUGUCACAAACAACUGUCAAACAAAACUAUGGCAUGACCAAAAUAUACUUUGACCGCAGAGGAGCAAAGGUGUUGGCAUGUGAAGGUGUUUUGAGGGUUAAAUGAAUCUGGAAUUAAAUGACACGUUUUGCUACAACGAUACAAACCAGGAGUUUACUUUCGUCUGUGGAAAGUUGAGGAACUUUGAGUCUCCAUUCACUUACACGGCCCCUCAGCUCUCCCUUUCCACUCACUACUGUACACCACAAAUGUAUUGUGGCCAAUAGAAAUGCCACAGGAGCUGCAGAGGAAGGAUGGGUUAGCGUGAAAUACCACUGGAAGGAAAAGAAAAGCUGAAAAUGUGGAAAAUGGGACACUGCGACUAAGGCCCCCCGAGCUUGGAACAUUUUCCAACAGUCCAAUCCAACUUGUGGCAUGUGGAAUAAUGUCAGGGAAAUAUGGAAUAACAUCCCAUCCAGUUCAGUGACUGUAACUGUUACAGUAUAUCUGUCCUUAAUGACAGGGUUCACGAGGGUCCUGGAAAGUAUUGAAAUUACAUUGUUGAGCUUCCAAGGUUUGGAAACUCUACCUGUUCUGCAGUAAACCCCUGGGCAUUCAUACUAUAUAAAUAUUAUGGUUAUUAUGGUUCAUAAUCUCACUGUGUGUAUAUAUUUUUUUUCCGACUAGUGCUAAAAAACAAAAAAGUAAAAAAAUACACAUGUUCUGAAGUUCCAUCAGUAGUAAUGUUAGUUUUUUUAUGUUUUGCUGCAUACGAUUCCGAAUGGUUAUGAUGUCACAAUAACCUUUUACAUUUAUAAAUGAUUUGCUUUUUACGCACAUUUUUUAAAAAAAUUGGCCAAGUUGCAAAACAAAAUUAUGUAUGUGUUUUUAAAUUAAUUGAACAGUAGAAGUCCAGCAGGCUAAUUCUAAUGUGUAGAGUCUAUACCAAAAAUUCAGAUUCAUAUAUGAAUCAAUUUCCGUUUAAAUCCAAUGAAAUUUCAAGAAGUUCCAAAAGAAUAUUCAUGCAGUCAAUAUAAUGUUGUAGCAACGAACAAAUAAAAACAAAAAUGCUUCAUCUACCUAACCUGAACAUCACUACUAUUAGUCAUCGACUAGCCCCCACUGACUCCGUCUGUAAUUAUGAAUGAGCGAAGGCUCUAUGUGUCACAUGACACUGACUUCCUGUUUAUAAAAAUAAAACUUCAUUUUGACCCACUGUCCUUCACUGAGCAGAUCUUUGACAGGACGUACGGCUUUGUUCCCCUCUACCCAGGAACAGACUGUAAACACAGCCUCUGCCCACUGUGCUGUAUGUAGAAUGGGAUCGUGUGUGUGUGUGCGUGUGUUUACCCUCCUUGGCCCUGGUGUGAGUGGGCUGUUUGUUUGCUUUGGCUCCUCAUAUGGACAGUGUGAAUUUACAGUUUGUUUUCUUUAUUCUUAUAGGCUCAUGCUUCUACCCACCAUAGAUUCCUCUUGUUUGCUCUGUUGUGAUGUGGAUGUGUGUUAUUGGAACAUGUUUGCACUGGCACCCACACAAGGCCCCCCGGACCAGCGGAAGCUCCCAGGCCAGAGGAAGUCCUGGCCUCCUUUGUUAACAAAGUCCCCCUAGAUUAAACGUAUCGCACCCUAAAUGCAGGUCCUUUCUCCUGGGGAUUAUGUGAGGGACGGGGGGGGCACCCACUCCUACUGAGGCUCUGUCACCCAAAUUCAACACACCAGGUCCAGACCGCUCCCUAAAGCCCUCACUAGGAUACAGGAACAUAAGGGCGAGCUUUGUGCCUCUGGAGACAAUGCUAAAGUGAUUAGCUGGAGUUGUUAAGGGACCAUAGAAAAUGCAUUUUGACAUGGGGCUUCAAGUUGGUCCAACUCACUGUUAGACAUGGUGAAAUUAUGCACCAGCAUCAGGUUGUUGUUGUGUAUGUACAUGUGUUAUGUUGAGCCAUUCUGAACUGGACUGCGGCAGAAUAGUAAGAGAGGAAGCUGAUUAUGAUUCCUGUGUCUUUUGAUGAGGCCCUUAUUGUUGUCAUGCUGUAAACAGACCAAACAAGAAGCUAACGCUAACCCUAACCAAUCAAUCCACAUAUUUAUCUUAGCGCUGUCAGAAUUAAUCUGAUUAAUAUUUGUAAUGCACUUUAAUGCAAAAGCAGUAUUGUGUGUACUGUACAUCCAUUAAUUCCACCAUCCAUUCACCUUCCAUUGCUCUAAUACACAGUCAAUUCACAUGCUGUUAUUUACACAUACUGCUGGAAAGAGUUUUUGUUUCAUAAAGCAUCUUAGGCUCAAAAUAACCUCUCUUUGGACCUGGAGUUGAAACCUAAACAUGUAUUUUAAGUAAAAUCUCUCUCUGACAGGGUUAGGGUUAGUGUAAACGACAUCAUGUGUAUGGAGUGAAUUAAAUGGAAUGUAUUGAUAUAUAGUGCAUAUACUUUUCCCCAAAUUUAAACAUUAAUAUUUAAAAUUAAAUUAACAUUUUUGAUUCUGACUAAUUUCACUAAUGAAUAAACACUAUCACCAGGCUCAUUUUGACAGGCAGAAGAAUGAAAAACUCUAUUAGUGAAAAGUUGCUUAUGUUUUGUGCUUGUGCUUGUAUGUUAAGUACAUGUGCAUGGUGUUUGUGGGUUUGGGGGAGGCGGACGGAGGGGAGGGGGCGUUGUUGUUUUGCUACUCGGAGGGAGGCCCACUGUGUUAGACUUUGAAAACCCCUGAUCUAAUUUAAUUAAUGAUUAUUCAUUGUCCCAUAAAAGGCCAAACUAUAUAAAAUCCCAUCACAUGGAGGGGGUUUGGGAGGGGUGUGUGGGGACCCCACAUAUCCUCACUAGCAUUAGAAUACUAAUGUGUCAGUGUGAAUAGAGUGGGUGGUGGGGGCCGACCCACCUUUCUAUAUGAGCUCUUUCUUCUCCACCCAUGUUCUCAGACUACACUGUGGAAACAUCCAGCUUUCCGUCUCCCACUCGUUGUACUUUCUUCCUGAUUUAGGAAAUAAAUUUCCAGAAAGUUCCAAACAGGUAAAGUCAAUACAAAAAAAAAACAAAAAAACAAAAAAACGAAACCAUCUUAUAUUUCUAUCCUGCCAAUUCCUGGCCUCUCCAGUGAUUUCAGAGCUCUAAAUCUCUUGCCUGUGAAUACUGUUGUUGUUGUUGUGGUCCAGGGGAACUGUUGGCGUCAUGGCGACACCCUGCUGUGUCUGGGUGAGGGGGGGGUCUAACCUUUGGAGGAGAAACUGAAAAUAUCUCUGUAAUUAAGAUUAUAAAAAUGCUGCUUUCAUUCCAGUGGAAGGAGAGCAGCCGUGGCAGCAGUGCUGAGUCUGUUCGAGAGUUUUUUCCACACUGUGUCAUUAGUGGCGUGUUUCAUGACGGUGUGUUGCACAAGACACUGUAACGGAGCACUUCCUGUUCGUGCUUCCCACAUUUAGGUAUUUUUAUAAAUUUACUUUGGAAAUUUCACCCAAACAUAUAGAGCAUUUUCUAUAAUUGCCCGGACUGUAAAAGCAUGUGGCGUGCAAGAUUUGAGUCUCCAGCAGAGAAGUGGACCACACAGUCUGCUUCUCAUUUUCCCAAAUUUAACAAGCAAAACAUCUUUUUCCAUGUCAUUUCACUCGGUGAGAUUAUGAUAUACUGAAAAGACAGUUUCCCACCAGAAAUGUUUUUGUGAGUAAAUUUAGAAAAAUACUUUAUUGGGAGUUUUUAAUUGUAAGUGUGGCUAAAAGGGACUUUGUUGCUCCAUAUCAACAUGUGACACUCAUUUAGUGGCUGUAUGUAGUUAUUAUUAUAUUUAUGGAUAAAAUGAAAAAACAUAAGGGCAAAAGUUCUUCUUCCACUAAAUGCUUAUAGAACAACUAAAACUAUGGGUUAGGGUUAGUAUAUACUGUAAAUAAUACCUUAAACUUGGCAUAUGAAAACAUAUUUCACAAGCUAUAUAGAAAAUAACCAGGAAUUGAACAAAACGCUGAGCUAUUCUUAUUUUAAGGUUUGUACAAAAGAUAAAAAACAAAAAGAAAUUUGUACCGAAGAAAAAUGUGGAGAAUCAAUUUCCACCAAAAACAGAAAAUGGAACAAGAAAAUACUGAAAUGAAGUUUGAGAGUCAAGAUUAAUAUGUUUUAAAUCAGGAACUCCAUGGACAAAUACAAAGCAAGAAUUUCAUUUUUUUAACUAACUGUGAAAGGAUAUUUCACAAUACUUAUUAUAAAACUAUAAUAUAAAAACACACAAAACACGACCAUAAAUAAAACCUUUUGAUUGGUCUAAAAAUGCUCUUCAAACUCCUACAGACAACAGCAGCUGUGCUGCUUAGCAAACAAGUUUAAAAUGGGCAGUUGCUUACUGGUACAAUUUAAAUUUAGUGAAAUCAUUUUGUAAUAAAAACUAAUAUGAUCUAAUUAUCCUGAACAAAAGUAGUUUGUUCAGAAAUGCUGUGUUUCACAUUCCUCGCUCUUUAUAAAAGAAGUAAAAAGAAAGUGUGGCAGAAAAAUGCAAUUUUUCUUUUUUUACAGUUUUGUCCCAAGCUGUUUAUAAAUCAUCAGCGGUCUGUUUGCAGAACAGUUUAUUCUGCCCCCGAAGUGUUAUCCAGCUGUACAGCAUUGCCUCCCCUCCUGUUCUCCCCCGUCUCCCUCAGUGAAUCAGAGAAUCCUCCACACAUGAGCAGUCAUUCCCGAUUAGCCACACAUUUAAGAAAUGUCAAAAAUGUUUCACGCGCCUUGUCUCAGCUCUGCUGGUGCAGUCAGAUGUCCGUACAACGCUGAUAAAGGCGGAGUGCCGGGGAGCCGAGGAGGUUCAGAGGGGAGGCAGUGCAUGCCAAGGGGCCACUGUUUGGUUUGGAGGACGAGACCUCCACCAGCUUCUGCUACACUUCAAAUGUACGGCCGAUGUCUGCCUCCUUUCUCUGGGAAAUUUGAUCACACCACUGAAAUCAAUCUAUCAGUUCAGACAAGAAGCCCUCAAAUCCUGCCUUGUAACUCCUGAGUCCUGAUGGAAACCCAUGUGCAAAAAUGCAAGUUGCAAGGUGUUACCAUCAUUAAAACAAAAUUCCCAUCCUACCCUGCAGGAGGUGCUAUAAACACAGUUGUAAUGCACAUUACUGUUUCAAUCGCCUUAAACCUGUUUAUUGGCAUUCUGAUACAGAAGCUACUUUAUGUUUCCUGCUUUGGAAUUAGCCGUCAUGCUAAUUCUUCUCAGCCUUGCCUCGCCUUUUUCAAGCUUUGACAGCAGCUCUAUAUUGUUUUAUUGACAUUAUUGCCACCUACUGGUCCUAUUAACAUUAAUACAAACACCCAGAAAGAAAGUAGAAAACACAAACAUGGCGGAGCAUCACUGCUAAUGAAUGUAGCACCAACGCUGAAAAGACUGAGAGGUUUAUUUCUGUUCGAUUUUUUUUUUUAGGAGACUUUGUUUACUUCACCUUGAAGACAUGUUUGUUGUAUUUUUAUUACUUCAGUUCACAGUUAAACAGGGUGGAGUGAGGAUGGCUGAGGAAAAGGUGAGCAUGUGGAGCAAAGUCUACUUCUGCAAAGAAUCUGGCAGAGGAAUUUAGUUUGGAAAAACACUGCAGACCAUUUUUUUCACAAAUUACAUUUGCUGUUUUACGACUAUCUUUAUGAUGUUGUUUAGUUUAAGUGGCUCUGUGCUCAUAGGAACCACAGUUAUGAUACAAUUGCACUGCAAAAGCACUGCGUUGAGUUUAUUUUAUUCAUAUUUUAUUUUCUAUCAAAUACGUGAGUGAAAUAAUGGUGUUAAUGAAGUCGGCCCUUGAAACGAGUUGGAAAAUAAUGAAACGUGAGCGAGUGUGAGUUCAGGUAACAGCCAGGGCAACGAUAUAAACCACAAUUGUAUUAAAUAUUUUGGAUGAUGUGGUUGGACUCGAACAGUGUUUGCAGAGAGACAGAAUUCACGUCUGGGUUUUGACUUUGCGGUCGCUACAUGGCGCCCAUAAAUCGGACCAAAUAAGGACCCCGCCAGAGAUUGUGCUCACUCCAAAAACUGGAGCCUCCAAGCCUGUACCAAGAUGGAGGGGGAGAUUCACUGAUCCCAGAAAUCCCCUGUGGCAUGCAGCUUGGUCCGUUCUCAUCCAGCCACUGUGGACGCUGGAUAAGGGCCCAUCAGUGGCUCACAGAGCUGAUCAGUCUCGCAGAACACAAACUGUUCCGUGGGUGUUGGACGUGCAUGAGUGUGCAGGCUUAAAAUCUUCUCUGCAGUUUUAUUGCUGACUUGCAGAUGCGUGAUUGGAAAUUCUCUGACUAUUCCUUCAUACCGGAACGCCGCCAACUUCAAAUAUGGCCUCGGUAAAUAGAAAGAUUUCACUAUUCUCACUAAGCGUCCGUAAGUCCAGGUCACUGCAAAAACAUAGACACCGUAAAGCAGCAUGUCUCUCAGCAAUGAUUCAACAGACGCUUGCUAAGGUCAGCGAAUGAGGCCACGGUGAAGAAAGUUGCUGGCAGACAGGAUUUCUCAGAAAAUAUCCCCUCUACUGGUUAGCAAACCACACAGCCCUGCUUUGGCCAGAACACUGCUGAAUGUGCAAGAAAAAAAUAGGGGGCAGCAGAGGAAAAAAAAGAAGAAGACGAAGCUGCCACACAAAUUAAAUACAGAUUGUGCAUAUAUGAUUUUAAUGUCGCAGAAGAAAAAAGGAAAAGAUGAAAAAUGGAGAGAAAUAAACAUCAUCGGCCUGGCUGGGCCUCUUGUUUCAUUUGGCGAAUUGAGCCUCAGCACCAUUACAGUCAUUACCCAGGAAUCCAGAGUCAGGGAAAAGAAAACCAGACCUUUCCUUCCUCCUUUUCCUCCACUAUUCCUCUCCUUCACUCACUUUCUGUAACCUUAAACAUCAUAUACUUUUUUCCUUCCACUCUUGCUCUCACAUGGUUUCACUUUUUUGUUGUCUUAUUCCUUUUUUCCUUUGUAGUCUCUUACCACCGUCAUCUCUUCUCCUGAGGCUCAUGUCAACACAGUUUUCACUGAAACACCCUUGAAGGAUGCGGUGUGUUGCUUAAAAAAAAAGAGAAACGUUUUAGCCGUUUUUGGGCUCAGAAUAAAUCCGAUGUUGGUAUGAACUUCAAAUCCUUAAGUGCACUACUUUAAAAAAGCAGCAGAAGACUUUGGGUGAGUGUUUAUAAGGUACUCUGGCAGGCAGUCCUGUAAUAUGAAGAAUAAUAUAACAAAAACCUGAUCUCCACUGCUGCAGGAAAGGAAGUGUUUUGGGUUCUGGUCACGUUAUUAGUGUUAUUCUUCAUCAAAUGGGUUUGUUUCUGGUGGGAAUGUGGAACUUCAGAGUGAGCCCACGUUGGUCUGUGGCCUUGGGGUUUUACUGUUCAGUAAACAGAGCACGGAGGAAGAUGGUCUCCACCGCACAUGUAGAGAAACCAACUUCAGUUCAUGAAUCAAAAACGUGUGUUCAGGAAAGCUGUCCAAACCUGAUGCCAGCUUUACCACCGACUGCUGCAGCUACGAGUUUGGAGGACGGAUGAUGUCGGGGUGUGGGUAUGGUGCAAAGUUGAAAAGUGAUUUAAGGCUGAAAAUUCUCUUUUUUGGCCCUAGGACUGGAAAAUAAGAAAAGAAAACCCAGUUGGAUUAAAGAUUCAAUGCAGAAAUAGUCGCGCAUUACCUGAAUUAUUUCUGUUUCAAACUCUGGAAACAGGUUGUUGCAGAGGAAGUUACCGUCACUAACUAAACAUCACAAACACUCUAAAAUGGAAUCCUGCCUCUCCAGAGGCCAUCAAUUUCAAUAAAUUCAAAUUCAAACUCACUCUUGCUCACAGGGAGAGACACGUUUAUUAUCCUUUCAGGAUAACAGCCAAUGUGACUCUUCCAAGAUACAUUUUCUUUCCGUCUUUCUUUCCACUGUCGAGCGUGUGCGUUUGUGUGUGAGAGUGAGAGAAAGAGAGAAGCUGCACAUUCAAAUUAUCUCAUCUCCUUACAAAGAGCCUCCACUUUCCCUCCU